AGCAGGAGCGGGCAGCUCGAACGCAUGGCUAAUAUAGGAAACGAUCCACCUCAAAUGUGGCCGACCGCGGCGCCUACAACUGUCAUUAAAGUCGCAAUCGCCGUUAGUGUCAAAAUUGACACUAUCGCCCCGGGCGCUGGCUGAAGGGACCUUAUCUUCGACAUUAAUCGCAAUGCAAGUGGUAAUUUAAACGCCUUCGAAUGUAGUGGUUUGAUAUAAUCGCAUAACUGGAGACACUUACACUGAUCUUAUAGACGGCUACUAAGAGAGGCCAACAACUACUUACACUGUAGACCAAACGACGUGUGUCAAGCCACAACUACGAAACAAAGGACUAAAUAAUGACCAAAAACUGCCACAACCAUGUCCCCUGGCGCAUUUUGUUCAUUCUCACAGGAUUUCUGUUGACUUAUAUGACUAUGCGUAGUUCCAUAAACAUAAACUGCCUCCAGUCAAGUAAAAAAGACAACGCUGGACGAGUACCGCCUUCAGUGCAAACAGGACAUUCUGCCAACCACUCUGCACGUGUUCAGAGCUCAAUAAGGGGCAACAGGCGACUCCACUGGACAUCUCUGAAAAGAAUGUAUACGUUUAAAUAUAAUUUAAAGGGGAGAAUCUUUACGGGUCAAUAUGGGUAUGUAGAUACCACGGCGUUGAUUUCGACCUCUAUUGUACACACGUUUCCUCAAGACUUAGUGAAGUCAAAAUUUGACAAGAAUUUUUUUCAAGCUGUCCGUCUCAUGUCCCCAGGUAUGACCAUCCUUCCGGACGGGAACAUCUUUUUGGCUCUCCGUGUCAACGUUUCACCGUCUCCAAAACUACACCAAAGUAGAAUUUUGAAAAACUACCUCUAUAUACAGACGUUAGACUCCAAAUACGAACCUGUAUCCGAGGGUCGUCUGGUAAAUAUCCCGUCACCCAUUGUAAUGGAUGCAGGGAUACAGUAUGGCGGUCCAGCGGACCCAAGGGCUUUUACUGUUCAGAAUAAAACAAUGGUGUUGUACAACAGAGUUGAGGGGGCCUCUGCUGUCUGCAGAGACAACAAAAUGAUCGUCAUCAGACAGUAUAUAUACAGCGUGAAGAAAGACAACUCGGUGCCAAUAACCAUCCGUGACAUGCCAACGCCGUGCUGGGAGAAAAACUGGUCUCUUCUAAGUUUUUCUAAUCGACUUUCUUUUAUCUAUUCACUUGAUCCAUUGCUGAUAACAGAAUGCAGCCACACGGGCCUUUGUCAAUUCAAACCUGGCAAUGGAGAGAGAAACUUCAGUAAUGCAGCUAACAGAAUACAUCAUGCUGGCCUGCCGGGUAUUCGUGGAGGAACACCAUUCGAAGAGUACCAGUGGCCGUACGCAAUAUCCGUGGGCCACACGACGUCGGUAUGCAACUCACCAUAUAAAGUAUAUGAUCUAUACUACGCCCAUUUGGUGGUAUAUAAUAUAGAAAAACAGAAAGUGGUGUACGUUAGCACACCGAUUAAGGUGCACCCUAACUUUAUGUCCAGGUCGCGGCCCCCCAGUCCUGUCAUAGCGCUGUCUUUUAUCUAUCCGGUGUCCCUAAUAGUACGAGAUUCGGACACGCUGCACGUGGGUGCACACAUUGACGACGUAGAGAGCUUCGUCUUUGAAAUUACAGGCGUGAGAGAGUUAAUGACAAGGAUUGCUGAAGGGGAUCUUAACAGUCCCAUAGCUCAGGGCGCGGUGAACAACUAUGUGGAUGACAUGCAACUUUGCAAUAUACAGCGGUAUUCAUAGCGUUGACCUGUCAAGUGCAAAUUAUUUAUUGUAUCAUCUUUGAUAUUGCAUUGAACUAUCAGUAGGCCUCUGUUAGAUUGAAACGAAAGCUAAGAAUUUGUAAGACCUAUUGACUUGUAGUAAACGUGCUCCACAAUACGCGCCUGUAUUAACGCCUAGUGACGAUGUGUGUUUUUUAGCUGGCGUCAAAACUCUAUUUUUGGGCCAGUAAAUACAGUAAUUCAUUUUUACUUUACAUUUUCAUUAACACACUGAAGCAAUCUAAUAACGGGUAAGAAAAGUAUUAAUUAUCUUGUUAACAAGCUCUUAUUUCCACUUCCUUUUGGAAGUGUCACACUCAAUAUUAUCUAAAGAUAUAUCAUAGUGAUUUGUUUUUAUACCUCAUUGAAUUAUAGGUGCUACGAAACUUAUGAUGUUUACUAGACGUUUAGUACUUUACGUUGGGCAAAAAUGAAAAGGAAGACUGUUGACAUAAAAUGCGCCGAAAAUGCGAAGUGCGCUAAGGAUGCCACUCUUCAAUCCCUUAGAACAUGCGCGUCCAAUUAAAGAUUAUAUCUGUCACCAACCUUCUUAUUAAUGCCGUUGAAAACUGUAGUUUUCAAUAUUCCCGGCAAUAAUAUCAAUAAUUAUGACAUACAUUUUACGACUGUGUAGUAACAAAUGUAAAACACUAAUGCCUGCAGAAUGCAGGCAAAGGAUGCUGAAAAGAAAAACGAUUUAAGAACCGAAUUUCAUACCUUUGUAAAGUAUAUUAAGAUAUAAAAUGGGUAUCCUAUCUGAAUAAUUACAUACUUGGUUCAGCAUAUCUGUAGUCUAGUAAAUAAGUCCGCCUUACAGUGGGAAUAUUUACCACCACCAACUGAUUUUUUUUAUUCAGCCACUGAUUUAUUCCACCUUGUUCAUUAAAAAACACAUUUAAAAUUGCUUCGUAUUUGAUUAAGUUAUAAUUUAACCCUUCUGGUUCAUAUCUGCUGUGAUCUACAAUGAUCAAAUUGUUCAAGGGUGCUGCAGUACCCUCACAAAUAUCAAUACUUUUUAGAUAAUCGAACAAAUC
This is a messenger RNA of Lingula anatina, 2805 nucleotides long. RefSeq lists its product as uncharacterized. The record is from RefSeq and is a predicted model, not a curated record. Lineage: Eukaryota; Metazoa; Brachiopoda; Lingulata; Lingulida; Lingulidae.